Molecule: messenger RNA, 1197 nt
Organism: Acanthamoeba castellanii str. Neff
Lineage: Eukaryota; Discosea; Longamoebia; Acanthamoebidae
Exons: 10
Coding region: 1-1197 (398 amino acids)
Biological process (GO): transmembrane transport
Molecular function (GO): transmembrane transporter activity
Source: RefSeq, a predicted model, not a curated record
AUGAUCGAGGAGGACGAAGAUGAAGACGAAGAGGAGGAGAAGAUGGCGCUCCUGGGUCCGCGCUACUCGGACAAGCAGCUCCGUAUGUUCGAGCGACGGGGUCUCUACCUCGGCGUCGCCCUCUUCCAGUCCAUCUGGAUCAGCGGCACCGUCUACGGCUGGCCCGCGUUCCUCCUCAUGCUCCGCGCCGAGCACCUCUACGCCAACCGCUGCGGCACCGACGAGCUCAUCGAGCACCACCCACCAAGCCAGGGCAACAACACCACCAUCGAAGAAGGCAUCGAGUGCCCAGAGCAAGAGAUUCUCUUCAACCGGAUAGCGACGUCGGGCAUUUCGAGCCUCUUGAUUUCGCUGUUUGUGAUGGGACUCUGCCUCGACCGAUUCGGACCCAGGAUCACAGCGGAAUCCCUAUUUAUUGGCUACGCCUUUGUACUCCUCUUCAUCGGCGUCUCCUGCUUCUUCCUCUGGCCCGAUAAGGCCUUCCAACCCAUGACGGACAACAAUGUACAGAACAAACUUGAACGCAGCGAUAGCGAAGACAGCAUGGAACCCUUUGAAGAGAUGGAAACGGAGGAGGAGCGAAGGAAGCGCAUGGCGCAGGAGCGGAUCGCGGAGCUGAAGUGCCGAUCGUUCUGGCAGCAGCUGUUCUCGGCCCCGUGGUGGGUCAACGCCGUCUUCACGGCCGUCAACAUCUUCGGCCUCCAGUACUACAUCAGCACCGGACCCGACCAACUCCUCCGCAUGGGCGACUACGACGCCACGUACACGGUGCUGCUCAACGUGAUCACGCCGCUGGGCGCGCUGGGCAUUCCCAUCUACGGUUGGCUGAUGGACAAGAAGGGCUUCGCCCUCUCCUACGCCGUCAUCAACCUCCUCGGCAUCGGCAUCAACGUGUUGGCGUUGAUCCCGGUGCUCCCGCUUCAGAUCGUGACCUUCGCCUUCUGGGCGGCCUACCGGCUGCUGGGCUUCUCGGCCUGCUACGCAUUCGUCGCUAAAGUGUUUGGCGAUACCAAUUUUGGCACCCUCAACGGCUUGACUCUAUCAAGCACCGGCAUUAUCAACUUUUCUCAGAUCUUGAUCACGAAGAUGGUGGUGGAGCACUGGGGCGGGAGCUUCUUCUACCCCAACGUGGGGUUCAUACUGGCGCGGCUGCCCCUGUUCUGGGUCUCCUACUACUUCUGGCAGCUCGGCGUCUGA